AUUAGGACACAUGAGCCUGUGGGUGGGGUGGAGCAAGUUUUCAGUAUUUAAUAUCUGAAGUCAAAUUAAAACAGGUGUAGCUAAGCAUGGCUGUCCAACAGUUUGUCUACUGUGUCUCUGUGAUGACCAUUCUCUUAUAUAAAGGUGCACAUUCACAGAUAUCCGGUGUGUCCAUCAGAUUAGCUGGGUCUGGAUCAACUCGAUGCUCUGGCAGAGUUGAAAUUUAUUACAAUAACAGCUGGGGAACAGUCUGUGAUGAUGGCUGGGACUUAAAUGAUGCUGAGGUGGUUUGCAGACAGUUAAACUGUGGAACGACAAUGGAGGCUCCUCAAUCAGCACGCUUUGGUGCAGGAACUGGACAGAUUUGGCUUGAUAAUGUGACCUGUUUAGGAAAUGAAAGUUCUCUAACUGACUGUCAGCACAGUGGAUGGGGAAUAAACAGCUGUGGACAUGGUCAGGAUGCUGGUGUCAUCUGUUCAGAUCUGAUCCGAUUAGCUGGGUCUGGAUCAACUCGAUGCUCUGGAAGACUUGAAAUUUAUUACAAUAACAUCUGGGGAACAGUCUGUGGUGAUGGCUGGGACUUAAAUGAUGCUGAAGUGGUUUGCAAACAGAUAAACUGUGGGUCGGCACUAAAGGCUCUGCGAUCAGCUCCUUUUGGUGCAGGAACUGGACAGAUUUGGCUUGAUAAUGUGGCCUGUUCAGGAAGUGAAAAUUCUCUAACUGAGUGUCAGCAUCUUGGAUUUGGAGUGCACAACUGUCAACAUGGUCAGGAUGCUGGUGUCAUUUGUUCAGAUUUGAUUAGAUUAGCUGGCUCUGGAUCGACUCGAUGUUCUGGAAGAGUUGAAUUUUAUCACAAUAACAUCUGGGGAACAGUCUGUGAUGAUGGCUGGGACUUAAACGAUGCUCAGGUGGUUUGCAGACAGUUAAACUGUGGGACGGCACUACAGGCUCCUCAAUCAGCUCACUUUGGUGCAGGAACUGGACAGAUUUGGCUUGAUAAUGUGACCUGUUCAGGAAAUGAAGAAUCUUUAACUGAAUGUCAACACAGUGGAUUUGGAUCAAACAGCUGUGGACAUGGCCAGGAUGCUGGUGUCAUUUGUUCAGGUCCAAUCAGAUUAACUGGAGCUGGAUCAACUCGAUGUUCUGGCAGAGUUGAAGUUUAUCACAAUAACAGCUGGGGAACAGUGUGUGGUGAUGGCUGGGACUUAAAUGAUGCUGAGGUGGUUUGCAGACAGAUAAAUUGUGGGACGGCACUACAGGCUCCUCAAUCAGCUCACUUUGGUGAAGGAACUGGACAGAUUUGGCUCAGUGAUGUGACCUGUUCAGUUAGAGAAAGUUCUCUAACUGAGUGCCAACAUCUUGGAUUUGGAUCACACAACUGCACCCAUCAUCAGGAUGCUGGUGUCAUCUGUUCAGAUCUGAUCAGAUUAGCUGGAUCUGGAUCAACUCGAUGUUCUGGAAGAGUUGAAAUUUUUUACAAUAACAUCUGGGGAAGAGUCUAUGAUAAUGGCUGGGACUUAAAUGAUGCUGAGGUAGUUUGCAGAGAGUUAAACUGUCAGGAAAGUAAAAAUAUUCUUCAUGUCAGAUCUGAUCAGAUUGACUGGAGCUGGAUCGACUCGAUGUUCUGGAAGAGUUGA
Molecule: messenger RNA, 1637 nt
Organism: Oreochromis niloticus (Nile tilapia)
Lineage: Eukaryota; Metazoa; Chordata; Actinopteri; Cichliformes; Cichlidae
Product: deleted in malignant brain tumors 1 protein-like
Exons: 8
Coding region: 87-1637 (516 amino acids)
Cellular component (GO): membrane
Source: RefSeq, a predicted model, not a curated record